Molecule: messenger RNA, 2398 nt
Organism: Procambarus clarkii (red swamp crayfish)
Lineage: Eukaryota; Metazoa; Arthropoda; Malacostraca; Decapoda; Cambaridae
Source: RefSeq, a predicted model, not a curated record
UUUCUCAUUCAUCUUAACACAAUACACCUGCACAUCUCGCCGCUGCCAGACGCAGAAACAUUUCCACGCAUACAGAGUUACCCUCCAUAGUUACCCCUGAUGACGGCCCGUAACCCCAUUUGCUGCUAGGUCACGUAGGCCUCCGUAUUAUAGCAGAGAUACUGUCACGAUGACAGGUGCUGGUCCCAGGAGCAGACAGUCGCAGUAAAACAACUUGCAAGGGUUUGCCUGUGAAGGAUGGAGUUGAUGUGGACUCGCUCGCUCGAUGUUGACGCUGAGUUCAGUAAUUACAGGAGCGUUAGGUAGUGGUGGCGACGGUGUCAUCGCUCAGUUUACUGUGUGCUACAGUGGUGAACCAAGCCGGUGUGUGCUACAGUGGUGAGCCAAGACGGUGUGUGCUACAGUGGUGGGCCAAGCCGGUGUGUGCCACAGUGGUGAGCCAAGCCGGUGUGUGCCACAGUGGUGGGCCAAGCCGGUGUGUGCCACAGUGGUGAGCCAAGUCGGUGUGUGCCACAGUGGUGGGCCAAGCCGGUGUGUGCCACAGUGGUGGGCCAAGCCGGUGUGUGCCACAGUGGUGGGCCAAGCCGGUGUGUGCCACAGUGGUGGGCCAAGCCGGUGUGUGCCACAGUGGUGGGCCAAGCCGGUGUGUGCCACAGUGGUGGGCCAAGCCGGUGUGUGCCACAGUGGUGGGCCAAGCCGGUGUGUGCCACAGUGGUGAGCCAAGCCGGUGUGUGGCACAGUGGUGAGCCAAGCCGGUGUGUGGAGCAGUGUGUGUGUGUGAGCGUGAGGGUCAACGCGGCCCACAUCAAGAUGUGAGUGUGCACUCAACACUUACUGUGGUGGGACCUACUGUGGUGGGACCUACUGUGGUGGGACCUACUCCGUAUCCUACUGCUAGUAUUGACGCACUCACACCUCUCUCUCUCUCCCCACCUCUAAGGUGAAGAUGACGGCCAGGCUGGAGACUCCAGCGGUGGCCUCCACACCUGCUGGGAGGAGAUGGGCGGUGUGGGUGGUGUGGGCGGUGGUGGGCGGCGCCUUGAUGGGGGUGGAAGGUCAGUUUGGGCCUCAGUGUGAGGAGAUCAAGAUCCCCAUGUGCCAGAAGAUGCCCUACAACCUCACCCGCCUCCCCAACCUCCUCCACCACUCAUCACAGGAAAACGCACAGCUCGCUAUUGAGCAGUUCGAGCUGUUGGGAUGGACCAGGUGCUCGGACCAGCUGCAGUUCUUCCUGUGCUCCAUGUACGCGCCCAUCUGCACGCUGGGCUUCGUCAGUGAGGCCAUCCCGCCCUGCAGGAGUGUGUGUGAGGCCGCCAGACUGGGCUGUGAGCCGCUCCUCGCCAAGUUCAACAUUCCCUGGCCCACCAACCUGGACUGUGAGGCUCUUCCUCUGUACGACCAGGGCGUCUGCAUCACCCCCCAGGCCAUCAUCUCCUCAGAUGUGUCACCAAGCCCGGCCCGGGAGCAAGAGCCGUGCCAGUGCAGCAAGCCACGCCCACUGCGACAGCGGGUGUACGCAAGACAACAUUAUAAUUAUGUGCUGCGAGGGACGGUGAAGAGCGUGGAGACCUACGGUGACCUGACGCUGACGACGGUGGUGGUGAAGGAGGUGGUGGUGACAGGGCGGGUCCUGGUGCUGACUCCAGCUGACGCUCACCUCUGGACCAACAGGUCCUGCAUCUGCCCUCCACUCUCACUCAACCAAGACUACCUGCUCCUGGGGUGGGAGGACGCAGACAACAGCAGACUACUCUACCUGGAGGGAAGCAUCGCGCUGCCUUACAAGAGGAAGUACGUACUCAAGAUACAGAAAUGGGAAGCAGCCGCCAGCCCCAAGCCACCGCCGUUCGAGCCUCCCGUCUCGUCAACUGCCAUUCCACCUCUUCCACGGAUCCAAACGGGCAGAGGCAGAAGAAGGAAGGGGAAAAACAACCAGAGAAGAAAAAACCUAAAAAGACAGAGGAAGAUAAAGAACAAACGAAGGAGAAAACAAAAUAGAGAGGGAGGGACUCAGAGUUGAAGAAGAGAACUUCAGGUUAAGGAGGAGGAAGUAUAGUAUCUACCUGCUGCUGCUGUUGCUGAGACUGAGCUGUGCCAGGGGACCAGGUGGUCACCACUGGGGGCUUGUGGCUCGACCCAAUCACAGAGGAGGGAGGGGAGCCGAAGGGAGUAGUCAAGAAGGUCAAAGGAGGAGCAAGGUCUGGGCCCAAUGUAGUGGGGACUACAAAGUCCGGUCUUCCUACAUAGUCCGAGGGGCCUUAGUCGCCCACCCCACGAGCCCAAGAAGGUCAAGAGGAACAGUAUUGAACAUAAAAACGAGAGGAAAGACUUUCAUUUACGAAUGUGCCCCCACACCUACCACGGAGCCACAAUUAGAGGAUAGGACACCCAACAAGAG